This is a messenger RNA of Vigna umbellata (rice bean), 1476 nucleotides long. RefSeq names its product O-Glycosyl hydrolases family 17 protein. Gene Ontology annotation, biological process: carbohydrate metabolic process. NCBI's taxonomy places the organism in Eukaryota, Viridiplantae, Streptophyta, Magnoliopsida, Fabales, Fabaceae. The record is from RefSeq and is a predicted model, not a curated record. Gene Ontology annotation, molecular function: hydrolase activity, hydrolyzing O-glycosyl compounds.
AUGACUCUUGUGGAGUUCUGUAUGUGGGGGUUUUAUUUGAUAUUGAUGUUAGCUCAGCACCAAUUUCAAGAUGCCCAAGGUGCAGAGUCCGUACCAGGUCUUGGCAUCAAUUGGGGUGCAUUAGCAUCCCACCCUUUGAAUCCCAACAUUGUGGUAAAUAUGUUGAAAGACAACGGGAUCAAGAAGGUAAAACUCUUCGAUGCAGAUCCUUGGACCGUUGGUGCUUUGGCGGGAACAGACAUUGAAGUCAUGGUGGGAAUUCCUAAUGAUCAAUUGAUUAAAUUUGCUGCAAGUAGCCAUAGUGCAGACGAUUGGGUGAAAGCAAACAUCACCAAACAUCUUCAUGGUCGUCAUGGGGUCGUAAACAUCAGAUACGUAUCUGUCGGAAAUGAACCAUUCAUGAAAGCUUACAAUGGUGCGUAUGUGGAGAUCACAUUCCCAGCAAUGCAAAAUAUUCAUAGGGCCAUCGACAAGGCUGGUCUUGCAGACACAGUGAAGGUGACUACAGCUUUAAAUGCUGAUGUUUAUGAGUCUCCUUCAAACAAUCCCUCAGAUGGAGAUUUUCGGACUGACAUUCGUGACGCUAUGCAACAAGUACUGAGUUUCCUUCACGAAACGAACUCGCCAUUUCUUGUUAACAUAUACCCUUUCCUUAGUCUCUACCAGAACGACAAUUUUCCAGUAGAAUUUGCCUUCUUUGACGGUCAAGGAGGAACAGUUGAAGACAAAGACGUGGAAUAUAGCAACGCGUUGGACGCAAAUUUAGACACCCUUGUUUGGUCAUUGAGAAAAGCUGGCUACCCUGACAUGAGAAUUGUGGUUGGUGAAAUUGGAUGGCCAACUGAUGGUGACAAAAAUGCCAACAACAAGAAUGCAAAAAGGUUCUUCCAAGGGCUACUCAAGAAAAUGGCAAAGAAGCAGGGAAGCCCACUUCGCCCUGGAGCCCUGGAGAUGUAUCUAUUUUCUCUGAGUGAUGAGAACAUGAAGAGUAUUGAGCCUGGUAAAUUUGAGCGUCACUGGGGAAUUUUUGGCUACGAUGGAAGUGUUAAGUUUCCGAUUGAUUUUUCUGGUCAGGGACAAGACAAAUGGCCUGUAGCAGCGAAAGGUGUUGUGUACCAGGAUCGCAUAUGGUGUAUCCUAAACCCUGAUGUUAAGAACUUGAGCCUUCUACCAAGUGCACUGGACUAUGCUUGUGCUGCUGCGGAUUGCACCAGCCUAGGGUUUGGCUGUUCUUGUGAUAAUUUAGACCUGGCUACCAAUGCUUCUUAUGCUUUCAACCAGUACUUUCAAACAAGGGACCAAAGUGUUCAGGCUUGCAAUUUCAAUGGGUUGGCCACUAUUGUUAAACAGGAUCCAUCAAGAGGAAGUUGCAUAUUCCCUAUAGAAAUUGAUAGCAGUCGUGACAUGCUGAGACCAAUUCAUACCCUUGGAACCCUUUCCAUUGCCUUCGCAUUCUUUUUUAUCACAUUCACAUAG